AACUCAUCUUCUAUCAUAGCCCAAUUACUUAUAAAAUGCCCUCUCUCAUUAGUCAUUUCUUUAGAAAAAAAACUUUCAGUCUGUCUGAUGCAGAAGCAGUGCUUUUCUAGGAGUACGAGGAGCUAGAAUUGGAUAAGAAAGUAGGAUGAAAGGCGUCCAUCACAAAAGUUCAAGGAACAAAUUGUCUACUAGGGACAGAAAGAAGCUAAGUGGAGAAGAUUUAAACACCGUUGACGAGACUGUUGGGCAAAGAAAGAAACUAAGUGGAGAAGAUUUAAGCGAGUUGGACCAUAGAGUUGAGUUCAGGGAUAUAAUCUCCCAAUUGCCUGAACACAUCAUCCAUCACAUCCUUUCUCUCCUUCGUGAUACAAAUGAUGCAGCUCGAACCAGUAUUUUGUCGAGAAAGUGGAGGCAGAUAUGGACUUCAUUCUCCAUUUUGAAAUUUGACCAACAAAAGAUUCAAGAACAAGAGGAAUGUCUGGAAAUGAGGAACAAGACCAAGACAUUUAAAGACUUUGUUGCCAACUCUCUGAAUAACCACCUCAAGCGAAAAUUAAGCAUACAGAAAUUAGUGCUACAUAUUACCUCAUAUGAUUUAGAACUGGCCCCACACAUGGACCAUUGGAUCAAUAUUGCAAUUGAAAACAACAUGAAAGAGCUAGAUCUUCAUGUUGUUGUCAAGAAAAGUAGAUAUUAUUAUUUGCCCCAGACUGUUUUUGCUUCAAAUACAAUCACUGGAUUAAGGUUACAUGGGUGUAAGUUGAAAUUUCGCAGCAAUAUAAAGCUUCCGCAACUGCAAAAAUUGUAUCUCCACAAAGUCCAUGUCGGUCAACAGAUAGUUGACAACCUGAUCUCCAGCUGCCCUUUAAUUGAGGAUUUGAGAUUCAUACACUGCACAGGGUUGCAGAAUCUGCAGGUUUCAAGUCUUCUCAAACUUGAUAGGGUUGAGGUACACCAUUGCCAAGGACCGAAAGAGAUCAAAGUCAAUGCCCCAAAUCUUCAAACAUUUUGGUAUUGUGGGAAGAAAUCCUUACCAUGCAAAAUUGACUUGGUUGCUUGUGUAUUUUUGAAAAGAUUAACAUUGGAGGAUGCCAACAUGACAGAUGAAAUGUUUGAAGAUCAGUUUGCUAGAUUUCCUUUCCUUGAGAUAUUGGACCUAAGCAAAUGUAACAACUUGAAGAAUUUAACGAUUUCAAGUACACAGCUAAAAAAACUUGUCUUGAGAGGAUGCAAAAAUUUAAUGGAAGCUGACAUAGAUGCUCCAAAUCUUUUUUCAUUUGAGUAUAAAGGUGAUAAGAUGCCUUUCUCAUUUUCAAAUCCUUCAUCUUUGAAGGCAGCCAAAUUUUCUUUUGAACCAGUACAUAUAGAUAGCCAAGAAUUCCACCUUGGAGAUGCAGAUCCUCUCUGGUUUUUUAGAUUGAGAGAACUUCUUGAGAAGUUAAAACACUCCAGUGGCUUAAAAUUGAUUGUCCGCUCCAAAAAGAAUGUCAUCAUACAUGAAGAAUUGGAAGAAGUCUUACUUCCCCCACAAUCUGAUCUCAAGCUUGAAAUAAUCAAACCAUUAACAUGCUUUGAAGAUUUAUUAGAUAAUUUGUUGAGGACAUGUCACCCAGAGAUUCUUUCAAUAGUAUCAUCCUCCAGCAGUGAAUUCCCCAAGUUGGUAUAUGAAAAGAUGAUGCACAGAGGAGAGAACCCAAACUGCUGCCCAUACAACACUCAAAAUAAAUGUUGGCGGCACUCUCUGAAGGGCAUCAAGAUUGAGAAAUUUGAAGCAGCUUAUGGUAAAAGUACAUCUGACUGGAUUGCUUGGUUGAAGUCAUCUCCGACUUUGCAGUACCAGACAACUAGUUAUCGGUUAUCUUGGUAAUCUGAUGAACGUGAUAGGAAACCAAAGCCCAUUCUAUGUUAAUCAAGUGGCCUUUCUUUCCAAUGUAAUUGAGAAACAGAGGGUGAUUUCGUUGGUUCAAUCCUAUAUAGGUGUCCAACAGUACAAGUCUUCUUACCUAUAAAAGAGAAAAAUCAUCCAAAAUCAGACUUUAACAUUUAGACUCUGCUUUUUUUUUUUUUCUUUUUUCUUUUUUUUUGGUUAUGGUUAAAAGGUUAAAAUAUAGUUCAGAACACAUUAGUAAGAUGUUAAUGGAUUAUGCUUUGAAUCUUAUUAUGAUUGGUUUUCAGUAACAGGAAUAUGUUCUUGCCA
This is a messenger RNA of Quercus robur (English oak), 2197 nucleotides long. Its product is annotated as putative F-box protein At1g49610. Gene Ontology annotation, molecular function: protein binding. The transcript is spliced from 4 exons. The coding region runs from base 146 to 1867 and encodes 573 amino acids. The record is from RefSeq and is a predicted model, not a curated record. Lineage: Eukaryota; Viridiplantae; Streptophyta; Magnoliopsida; Fagales; Fagaceae.